Molecule: messenger RNA, 672 nt
Organism: Yarrowia lipolytica CLIB122
Lineage: Eukaryota; Fungi; Ascomycota; Dipodascomycetes; Dipodascales
Biological process (GO): Ras protein signal transduction
Cellular component (GO): plasma membrane
Molecular function (GO): GTP binding; GDP binding; GTPase activity
Source: RefSeq, a predicted model, not a curated record
AUGAACAUUUCACAGCGAGAAUACAAAGUGGUGGUGGUUGGCGGCGGAGGCGUCGGAAAGAGCGCAAUCACUCUCCAGUUUGUUCAGAGCCAUUUCGUUGACGAAUACGAUCCAACUAUUGAGGACUCGUACCGAAAAGAAAUCAUCAUCGACACCAACCUCACAACCCUCGAUGUCCUGGACACAGCUGGACAAGAGGAGUACUCCGCCAUGAGAGAACAGUACAUGCGCAACGGCGAUGGCUUCCUGCUGGUUUACUCAAUCACUUCACGGGACUCAUUCGAAGAGGCCCAGCUGUUUUACAACCAGAUCCUGCGAGUCAAGGACGUGGCGCGUGCACCUGUGGUUCUGGUCAGCAACAAGUGUGAUCUUUCUGCUGACAGACAGGUUUCUACAGUCGAGGGUCAGCGUCUGGCUCGAGAGUGGAACGUGCCUUUCUUCGAGACUUCGGCGCGGUACAGAGUCAAUGUCGACGAGCCCUUUUGCGAUCUUGUGCGGGAGAUUCGACGGCACCAGAUUGAGCGACACCGACAGGGCAGCAGCAGCUCGACCAUGCACAUGAGCAUGGGUAGCAGUAUGGGCAGUGUUAAGGGCCGAAGUGUGCGAGAGAAGCUCGAAGAGGGGGAUGACGGAGAAAAGAAAGAAAAGAAGGCGUGCUGUGUUAUUUGUUAA